Molecule: messenger RNA, 1443 nt
Organism: Laccaria bicolor S238N-H82
Lineage: Eukaryota; Fungi; Basidiomycota; Agaricomycetes; Agaricales; Hydnangiaceae
Exons: 3
Coding region: 1-1443 (480 amino acids)
Molecular function (GO): protein binding
Source: RefSeq, a predicted model, not a curated record
AUGCCUAUGGACUAUUACUCCUCGCAACUGAAGGCUUCACCGUGUCUGGAGAAUCUACCAGUGGAUAUCUUGAUCCAAAUACAAAAACAUCUUGACGGAAGAGAUCUCAUCGUGCUGAGAAAGUCCUGCAAAAAGUUGCAUGCGGUCACUCAACGACGUACCGUGUGGCUCAAUGCGGUCAGACGUAUGUGUAGACGACAUGGGGUGUUCGCACCAUCGUUCCCACUGGAAGAUAUGUCCAUCACAGAACUAGAACAUGCAUCGCUGUGUCCCUCACGACUAUCGUCCCUCAUCCACAACGAUAUUCCUUUGCGUUCUUUCGUCACGCGAAUCCUUGAACCCCGUACACCGACCGAUUCUGAAGGGGAUUUGUGCUGCUCAAGUGUUUUUCUCAUUCCUGGAGGUCGAUUCUUAGUUGUCGACUCUGCCCAUGGCAUAUGUCUAUGGGAUCUGGGUAUACAUGGUGGGAAGGCACCAAAGUUUAGGCCAGUAGCUGUCAUUCCAGACGUGAUGCUGCUGUGCUGUGGCCCAACUCAAGAUGGUCUUGGAAUCAUACUUAUUUCACGUCGUACCCGGCAUAGAAAUCCUAACCGAACACUUCGCGCCCACGAAAUCUAUCCUUGCAUGAACCGUCCGCACUUGACACUUCUAGGAUCUAUUCAAUAUGCUCAGCAAGCUACUCAUGUCGGCGGAAGACCCGCCUUGUAUAGCGACCUUUUAGUUUUCGAAAACUCUCCAGGCUACAUUGUCGCUUGGAACACAAGGCUUGAUACAGCAAUUGCAUGGAGAUAUGAUCAUCAAUACAUAUAUGACAUGUCAAUCUAUGAGGGCAGUGUCAUCCUAAUCCAAGAGUCCGAGUUGUCUGUUUGGGAUAUACCUCCUUUGCAGCCACUUUUAGAAGGUGUGUGUGAAGUCGUUGACCAAACCCCUCGAUAUGCCAUCGUCCACUCUUUCCCGUCACAUGAAGAGUUGAUGGGAUCAUGCGUUUUGAGUCCUUUCUCAAGCAUUGAUCCUCUCAUCUCCUUUGUUAUGUUGGGAUACAAAGACGAAGAAUGUUCCAUGCUGUGUUACACUCUCAGAUCAAUCAACCCAUCCCGAGACCCCAUUUUGCCAAUGGUUUUUCCCAUUAAGAUGGGGAUGGUGCCCAAGUUGCUUACAGAUACCAGUUCCAGUGUCAGCAGCGACGAUUACAGUGAACCUUUGCAGUACUGUGAUGAUGAACUCUGUCUCGUAAGCAUAUCCAAUCGAGGGAUAGUCAUCAGCCUUAUCGCACCCCCGACCUCUUUGGAUGGACCAUCCUCCUCGAAGAACGCCGUACUGUUUGAUAUGUUCGAGGGAAGGGACCAGAUUUCUUGGAGUUUUUGUGCAGCCUCAGGACGACUUGUUGUUGUGGACGAUGAUAUUAUCCGCAUUAUGGACUUUCUCGUCCCGCCCCCAUCCUAG